Molecule: messenger RNA, 1529 nt
Organism: Telopea speciosissima
Lineage: Eukaryota; Viridiplantae; Streptophyta; Magnoliopsida; Proteales; Proteaceae
Exons: 5
Coding region: 9-1529 (506 amino acids)
Source: RefSeq, a predicted model, not a curated record
UGAGGAUAAUGAGGAGUUGUUACUUUUUGCUUGCCUUAUUGUUAUCUCUUUCUUCUACAUUUGCUGUCACAAAUGAAGAAAAAAAUUAUGUAUCUGCAGUUGGUGAUCCUGGGAUGAGGAGAGAUGGUCUGAGAGUGGCAAUUGAGGCAUGGAAUCAGUGCAAUGAGGUUGGACAUGAAGCUCCGUUCAUGGGUAGUCCCAGAGCUGCUGACUGUCUCGAUGUCGACAAUUCUCAAUUUCCAGAUGUAAAAUUAAUCCACAAGGUGAACGAGAUGGACAACAGGCUAGGUGUCAAUAACUCUUUCUUUGGUAAGCUUGUUAAUGUAAACCAGUUUGCAGCCAAGAAAGAGGUCUACUUGGGUAACAAAUGCCAGGUAUGGGAUGUACCAAGGCCAUGGCAGUUUUGGAUGAUCAUGCUCAAGAGUGGCAACAUGGAUACGCUAGCGGCAGCGUGCCCAGAGAAUGGGAAGAAGUCGAAACCCUUCCCACCCGAAACGAAGUUCCCAUGCUUCGGCAAAGGGUGUAUGAACAUGCCAUUAAUAUACCACCAUUACACAAGCUUGCAUCAAGGAGAGCAGGGUACUACCACCCUAAAGGGUGGUUUCUAUGGGACAUGGGACUUGGAUGCCAAUGUUAAGAAUGGGCCAAUUGCAAAUACAUCUUAUUACUCAGUUACUUGGAAGAAAGAGCUUGGGAAGGGUAGUUGGAUGUUCCAUCAUGUGCUGAGAACAAAUUAUAAGUAUCCAUGGCUUAUGCUCUACUUAAGGUCUGAUGCCACAAGAGGAUUUUCUGGUGGGUAUCAUUAUGAAACCAGGGGAAUGUCAAAAAUUAUACCAAAGUCUCCCAAUUUCAAAGUUAGGUUCACUCUAGACAUAAAAAAGGGAGGAGGUCCAAGUAGCCAAUUCUAUCUAAUGGACAUUGGAAGUUGUUGGAAGAAUGAUGGCCGUCCUUGCGACGGAGAUGUGACGACAGAUGUCACACGAUAUAGUGAGAUGAUCAUCAAUCCUAUCACAGAAGUCCGGUGCCGCCCCGACAAUUUAACACACUGCCCACCUUAUCAUACCCUUCCUAAUGGCAGUCAAAUCCAUCGCACUGACAAGGAGAACUUCCCUUAUGAUGCGUACCAUCUUUAUUGCUCACCAGGGAAUGCAGAACACAUAGAAGAGCCAUCUAACUAUUGUGAUCCAUAUAGCAACCCUCAGCCCCAGGAAAUACUGCAAAUACUACCACAUCCAGUCUGGGGAGAGUAUGGGUACCCAACCAAAAAAGGUGAGGGAUGGAUUGGUGAUGCCAGGACUUGGGAGCUGGAUGUAGGGAGGUUGUCGCAGUCACUUUACUUCUACCAGGACCCAGGUACCAAACCCGUAGAGAGAACUUGGCCAUCAAUUGACUUGGGUACUGAAAUAUAUAUAAGCAAAACUGAUGAAGUUGCAGAGUGGACUGUUAGCGACUUCGACAUUAUGGUUCCUGAAGGUGAAGAUAUAAUUAAUCAUGAGAAAAUGUCAACAUACCAUCAAAGGGAACUGUAG